Messenger RNA from Anopheles cruzii, 565 nucleotides. RefSeq lists its product as uncharacterized. The transcript has a single exon. The coding region runs from base 1 to 111 and encodes 36 amino acids. The record is from RefSeq and is a predicted model, not a curated record. NCBI's taxonomy places the organism in Eukaryota, Metazoa, Arthropoda, Insecta, Diptera, Culicidae.
AUGGAAGAAGACUUCAGUUACUACGUCUACAUCACACUCACGCUGGUUCCCGUUUAUUUAGCAUUCAAGCUUGUGCAAUGGAUGGGCUGGGAGCUAUUCGUGAACAACUAAAUCCGUGACGGUGCCGAGAAAACAUUCCAAAAAGUACAAAUCGCACAAAUAAAAAACAGGGAUGGCUGAUAGAAUCGCCAAAUGUUAGUAUCCACUGAGUGCAGUUGACGAAGGAAAGUGGGACCGCAGUAAUUGGCAACGGUCCCGGUCGAUGGCGAUGGUGCGUCGCUUGAGCAUUAUCUCGCGCUCCAGCUCGUUCCGGCGGUUUACCAACUCUUGCUUAACGUCUUCUUCCUGUUUAAGCAGGGCAUUCAUGGCCGAGGUGCCCUCUUCGAGGGACUUCACCUCCGCGAUCAGUAGGGCCUGCGGCUGAUCACGACAGUUCUCGACCCGCGGACGCUGGUUCCUGUUAUCCAGCCGAGUAUGCACGACCAUCAUGCCAUAAUCCAUGUUGCGAAUGGCCACUUGCAGUUUACCGAUCUGUAUCUCAGUGUCCGCCAAACGUUGCAAGGUC